ACCACACUUCUCUGAAUGUUGUCUUUUACAGGAUAUUGACCAUUACUUCCCAGUUCCCAAUGACAAAACUAAUUACCCAGCGCCACACCCAUCCGCUGAUCUGGUUGGCAGCCAUAUUCUGCACUGUGGUGGCCAUCGCAGUAAUAAUUGCAGGUGUUGUCAUAUUCGUGGGCUACUUAGCCAUCCGGCCCAAGCUCCCCUACAUCAGCAUCACAUAUGCCCAUCUAGACAGACUAGACUACGACCAGACUGGGCAAUUCAGUACCCAGAUCACCCUCGAGAUCACUGCUACUGACGAGAACACCAAGGCCCACGCAAGGUUCUCUGCUCUCAACUUCCUUCUCCGCUUCCAUCAGGUGGCCAUAGCUGAGUUGAGAGCAGAAGAAUUCGACGUGGUCAAGAACAGCACACUCAAGCUUGAAUAUGUUAUACAGUCUUCAUCGAUCCCAUUAGAACCGAGGGCUCAGGACGAGAUGGAAACUUCAUUGAGGCAGGACAAAAUAUCGUUUCAACUGAAAGGGGAAACAAGGACCAGAUGGAACGUUGGACCUGUUCGCUCAGUCAAAUUCUGGACGCACUUGUCCUGCCAACUCGAUUUUAUCCCUUCCAAUGGAAGCAGCAUAAGCCCACUUUGCAGCUCCAAAGGUCAUUGAUUCAUUUGGAUACGGCUAUCGUCUGUAAAUGGUUAAUCUUUCUUCUUCUUAUUUUUUAUUUUAUUUUUUUCUCUAGUGUUCUUACUACCUUUUCAAACUAGGAAUGGAGGUUAUACAAAGUUUAGGCGCCAUUUGGA
This is a messenger RNA of Magnolia sinica, 790 nucleotides long. RefSeq lists its product as uncharacterized. The coding region runs from base 60 to 653 and encodes 197 amino acids. The transcript has a single exon. NCBI's taxonomy places the organism in Eukaryota, Viridiplantae, Streptophyta, Magnoliopsida, Magnoliales, Magnoliaceae. The record is from RefSeq and is a predicted model, not a curated record. Gene Ontology annotation, cellular component: plasma membrane.